Molecule: messenger RNA, 1776 nt
Organism: Alosa alosa (allis shad)
Lineage: Eukaryota; Metazoa; Chordata; Actinopteri; Clupeiformes; Clupeidae
Product: trypsin-3
Exons: 7
Coding region: 108-863 (251 amino acids)
Biological process (GO): proteolysis
Molecular function (GO): serine-type endopeptidase activity
Source: RefSeq, a predicted model, not a curated record
GUGAAAGCAUCAACCAUCUUCAAGUUCAGUCAUUUGAAGAGGCCCAGCUCCUGUUGCUGAUUCUGUGGACCUGUUCUGUGAGGGGCUAGAGUGCAGGGCUUGCUAACAUGGGUCACUGCCUUCAAACAACAAUUCUGCUCCUGUUGGUCUUAACUAUCAGAGACACACUUGAGCAAAGGAUCAUUGGAGGUCAAGAGGUGGAGCCAUACUCUAUCAAAUACCAGGCCUCCAUCCAGCACAACCGCAACCACUACUGUGGAGGAACACUAAUCGCAGCCCAGUGGGUGGUGUCUGCUGCCCACUGCUGGAGACCGAGUUCACUCAUUCAGGUGGUUUUAAGUGAGCACAGCCUUGCCAGUGAGGAGGGUUUUGAGCAAGUCUUCGAUGUUGAGAAAAUCUUUGUGCACUACAACUACAACUACAGGACAUUCAACAAUGACAUCAUGCUCAUCAAACUGAGCACACCUGCCCAGCUCAAUGCCAACGUGCAGCCGGCCUAUGUGCCCACUGAGAGUGACCCAGAGAUGACGGGAAGUACCAUCUGCACUGUGAGUGGCUGGGGAGUCACACGGAUCUAUAGCUACUACCUGUCUCCAGUCCUGCGCGCGGUGGACAUCAACAUCAUGCCCAACUGCUACUACUACUACUGGAGGAUCACAGACAACAUGAUCUGCGCCGGCUCACCCUUUGGUGGGAAGGAUUCCUGCCAGGGUGACUCAGGAGGACCUCUCGUCUGCGAUGGGAGAUUUGAAGGCAUUGUGUCCUGGGGUAUCGGCUGUGCCAACCCCUAUUUCCCCGGGGUUUACACAAGAGUGAGGAAUUAUGCCAGGUGGAUUGACUGGGUUAUGAAUAAUAAUUCAUAAGAAAUUAAAAUCUCUUCAGAAAUGGGUGUCAAUGUGAGAGACCAAAACAGAUGCAGAUGAUAAUAUAUAACAUCACAAGCUCUAAUGUUUUACAGAUGAUUCAGGGCCAAGCUUUUCCUGUGUGAAAAUAGAACAAAUAGCCUACUUCUAUAGUCUUUUCUUCAUCAGAUGUGCUGAUCAAAAGUGGUGAUAAGAGAAGAGACUGAUGUUAGGCUCAAAGGGCAAAUCAAAAGGGUACGCUCUCAAAUUUGAAGCCACCUGCAUGCAUGUAUGUGAAUGAGAGAAGCGGGCUGUAACUCAUUGUCUCAUUAACUCUGUCCCAGCUGACAAGUCGGGAACAACAAGCUGGUUUUACUUAAACUUUCAAAAACUCACUUGCCCUAUCCCGAGUAGUCUGGACAGGAGCCCUCGUGAAGAGAUUGAAAUAUUAUUUUCCUUUCUCUCUGGGCAGCACUUCAACUGUAACACCAUUUGUAUUGGUUUAAUUUUGCAGUAUUUCAUUAAUACAACACAAAUAAAAAGAUAUGUGAAACUCCACAAUCCACAAAGUCUUUGAAGAGUGUACAGCAACCAUGACGUUUGAGAAAGUGGCAGAUCCUGUUCCGUUGCAUUGUUUUGUUCAAUCUGCAGGCCAUAGAUUUUGGUGAUAAGCUUUAAAGUUGGAUUUUUGUUAUUCUAUUUAUUAUAUUAUAUACAAGCAAGACACCUAGAGAACCCAAAUGAACAGGAAACAGCCCGUCAGGAACUUCCUUCUGCUUAGUUUCUUUCUUCAUAUUGUUUUUUCUGUUUCUUCUUGUGAAAGUAGUGAAAGUGUGUUUAUAGUCAAAUGGAUGAUAGACAUGUUGCAUCUAUCUGAAAAUCUGUGUUCUUCAACAUUUUAAAUAAAAGUUUUAAAAGAGCCACAACAUGUGAA